GGGACAGGAUGGAGCUCAGUUCACUGCCUGUGAUGCUCUUGCUGAUUUCACUCAUUCCAGAAACACAUGCUGAAGGGCAACCUAAAGCUGUGUUGUCCAUAAAGCCUGAUAAACAUGUGUACAUUGGUGAGAAUAUCACUCUCAAAUGUGACGUAGCGGGAGGAGACAGUAAGUGGAAAUACAUCUGGUUUAAGACUAAUUCCAGUUUCAACACAGAAGAAGGAAAAGACAGACGGUAUAAAGAAAGCAAAAAGCAGGAGUUCAGUAUCAAGUCUGUUAAAGACCCUGACAGUGGUAACUACACCUGCAAAGGACAUACUGGAGACUCUCAGAGCUCAGAGAUCAGUGAUGCAGUUACACUGACUGUAUCAGAGAGACCACAGACAGUACUGAGUGUAUCUCCACAGAGCUGGCUGACUGAAGGAGACUCAGUGACACUAAGCUGUGAGGUUACAGACUCCUCUACAGACUGGACAUUCAGCUGGUACACAGUUGUUCUCGAUAUAUCCAAUCCUAGUAAUAUCAAGACUAACCCAGUGCUCCUCUCAGACAGCAGCAGAGGAUCUGGUGGUUCCUACACUCUCAGUCCUGCUUCUGUUAAACACACAGGAGUUUAUAGGUGUAGAGGAAACAGAGGAGAACGACCCUUUAACACAAAAUACAGCUCUGGAAAGCCUCUAUGGAUCACUGGUGAAUCUCCUCCAGUCUCUCUGAUCAUCAAUCCCAGCAGAACUCAACACUUUACUAAUGACUCUCUCUCACUGAGCUGUGAGGACCAGAGUAAGUCUACUGGAUGGACAGUGAGACGAUACACACACAGUAAGAAUGAGUCAGAUUGUUCACACUGGGGAUCAGUUACAGGAUCUACAUGUAACAUCAGCUUCCUCUCCACAUCUUACACUGGAGUUUACUGGUGUGUGUCUGAAUCUGGAGAAAACAGUAAUCCUGUCAACAUCACAGUGCCUGAUGGUGAUGUGAUCCUGGAGAGUCCUGUCCAUCCUGUGACUGAGGGACAUCCUCUGACUCUACGCUGUUUAUAUCGUACACCUAAUGCCUCAAACCUCCGAGCUGAUUUCUAUAAAGAUGGAUCAGUUCUCCAGAAACAGACUACAGGAGAGAUGAUCAUCCAAACUGUCUCAAAGUCAGAUGAAGGUUUCUACCACUGUAAACACCCAGAGAGAGGAGAGUCACUGAAAAGCUGGGUCUCAGUCAGACUGCUGAUUUCACUCAUUCCAGAAACACAUGCUGAAGGGCAACCUAAAGCUGUGUUGUCCAUAAAGCCUGAUAAACAUGUGUACAUUGGUGAGAAUAUCACUCUCAAAUGUGACGUAGCGGGAGGAGACAGUAAGUGGAAAUACAUCUGGUUUAAGACUAAUUCCAGUUUCAACACAGAAGAAGGAAAAGACAGACGGUAUAAAGAAAGCAAAAAGCAGGAGUUCAGUAUCAAGUCUGUUAAAGACCCUGACAGUGGUAACUACACCUGCAAAGGACAUACUGGAGACUCUCAGAGCUCAGAGAUCAGUGAUGCAGUUACACUGACUGUAUCAGGUGAAUCUCCUCCAGUCUCUCUGAUCAUCAAUCCCAGCAGAACUCAACACUUUACUAAUGACUCUCUCUCACUGAGCUGUGAGGACCAGAGUAAGUCUACUGGAUGGACAGUGAGACGAUACGCACACAGUAAGAAUGAGUCAGAUUGUUCACACUGGGGAUCAGUUACAGGAUCUACAUGUAACAUCAGCUUCCUCUCCACAUCUUACACUGGAGUUUACUGGUGUGUGUCUGAAUCUGGAGAAAACAGUAAUCCUGUCAACAUCACAGUGCCUGAUGGUGAUGUGAUCCUGGAGAGUCCUGUCCAUCCUGUGACUGAGGGACAUCCUCUGACUCUACGCUGUUUAUAUCGUACACCUAAUGCCUCAAACCUCCGAGCUGAUUUCUAUAAAGAUGGAUCAGUUCUCCAGAAACAGACUACAGGAGAGAUGAUCAUCCAAACUGUCUCAAAGUCAGACGAAGGUUUCUACCAGUGUAAACAUUCACAGAGUAGAAAGUCACUGAAAAGCUGGGUCUCAGUCAGACGUUCUAGGUCCACUAGUACAACCUUAGCUUUUAUACUAAGUUUGGCAUUUCUGAUCAUUUUAUUAAUCUUCCUGCUGGGGUUCUGCAAAAUAAAGAAAGAAAAGCAGAAAACCAAUCAGACAUCAGAACAGAAUCAGAACCAGUCAGGAGCUGAAGACUCUCAGUCAGGAAACACACCACUUCAGGCUGGUGAAGCUGCAGCUGAGAGCAACGAAGCCACUUACGCGCAGGUCAUAAAGAAAAAGAAGGCUGAGAGGAACAAUGAUCUUGAUGGGGAGCUCAGUGGUAGUGAUGUGACUUAUGCUCAACUUGAAGUAAAAGCAAAGAAGUCAUCUAUGCGAGAAAUAGAAAAAGCCAGUGUGGAUGCUGAUACUUUAUACUCAGAAGUGAAGCUGAACAACAAGUGAGUCAUGUGUCGGUGUGUGGAGCUGAUGGAGCUGUGGUUAUAUGACAUGUUAUUGCUGUUACUUCUGUUUUCUUUUGCUUAUGAGCACAUUCUUUCACCUAUCCCCCACAUAUGUAGGCACAUACCUGCAUUAUUAACAAUAAUAACCUAUUGCAUUAUUUAGUGCAGUCCAUCAUGGUACACAUGAAAACAUGUUUGGCCAGAUGCAAAACCUAGAAAAAAUAGAAGAUGAACAGAAGACCAACGUCUUUUGGACUACAGAUUUAGCAAUGUUUUAAAUGCUUUAGUGAAUGCCUUCUAGACUGGAUACAUGCAGUCUGUUCUUCACUGUCCUGCUGUUUCUUUAAGCAAGCUUCAGCUUAUCCUUAGCACCAGGAAAGUCACAGCAUAUUACCUUCAUACUUACACUAAAUUGAUUGCCUAUUAAAUUCUACAUUGACUAAUGUCAUUCUUAUACCAUUUAAAGUUCAUAUCUUGGUUUUUUUGUAGCAUAUAAGAAAAAAAUCUUAAAAUGUGGAUAUAUAUAUAACUGUAUACUUCAAAAUCCUUUUAUUAUAAAAGCUAUGCUUAUUGACUUAUUUUAGCACUG
Molecule: messenger RNA, 3068 nt
Organism: Tachysurus vachellii
Lineage: Eukaryota; Metazoa; Chordata; Actinopteri; Siluriformes; Bagridae
Product: Fc receptor-like protein 5
Exons: 16
Coding region: 9-2480 (823 amino acids)
Biological process (GO): cell surface receptor signaling pathway
Molecular function (GO): transmembrane signaling receptor activity
Source: RefSeq, a predicted model, not a curated record